AGUGGUAUCGGCCAGUAUUUUGUUUUUUCUUUUCUUUAAGCGAAGUGUUUAAAAAGCUCCAGAGGGGAGACUGGCUUGGCAGGCUAGCUAGUUAGCAAGUAAGGAAGGCUUACUAAUGAAAUCUUAAGGAGCUUUUGCAGUUUACGGACGAGAACUUAAAAAUAAUACGGCUUUUUGGUCUGAACUUUAAUGUUAUAUGUAACAGCAGACUGUUUUAGCACAUUUGGCGAGAUAUUGAUCUGUCUAGUGAGCUUAUAGUUGAGUUGGUACAGCUAGCUGGCUGCGGUUAGCUAACUGAACGUUAUGCCAAAUGAUAUUUUACUAAGAGACAGUUAGGACACCACUAGCUUAAAACACUUGUCACUGUGUGAUAGUUAAUUUAUUGUUAUACAACAAACAAUGGCCUCGGCUGGUAACACUGUCUCAUCGUUUGCGAGCAAAACAAAAACGAAGAAGAAACACUUCGUGGCUCAGAAAGUGAAGCUGUUUCGUGCCAGCGACCCUCUGCUCAGUGUUCUCAUGUGGGGAAUAAACCAUUCGAUAAACGAGUUGAGCCAUGUUCAGAUCCCCAUCAUGCUUAUGCCUGAUGACUUCAAAGCCUACUCGAAGAUUAAGGUAGACAACCACCUUUUCAACAAAGAGAAUAUGCCAAGCCAUUUUAAGUUUAAAGAGUAUUGCCCUCUUGUUUUCCGUACUUUGAGAGAGAGGUUCAGCAUCGAUGACCAGGACUUCCAGAACUCUUUGACACGCAGCGCGCCCCUCGUUAGUGAAGCUCAGGGCCGUAGUGGUGCUCGCUUCCACACCUCCUACGACAAGAGGUACGUCAUCAAAACCAUAAGCAGCGAGGACGUGGCUGAGAUGCACAACAUCCUCAAAAAGUACCACCAGUAUAUAGUGGAAUGUCAUGGUACCACACUGCUGCCACAGUUUUUAGGCAUGUACCGCCUCACUGUAGACGGAGAUGAGACUUAUAUGAUAGUCACACGCAACGUGUUCAGUCACCGGUUGUCGGUGUAUAAGAAAUAUGACCUGAAGGGAUCUACUGUUGCCAGAGAGGCAAGUGAUAAAGAAAAGGCUAAAGAACUCCCCACGUACAAAGACAAUGACUUUAUCAACGAUGGACAGAAAAUAUACAUUGAUGAGGAGAGUAAGAAGACCUUCCUUGAUAAGCUACGAAAGGACGUGGAGUUCCUUGCUUUGCUGAAGUUGAUGGACUACAGCCUUCUGGUUGGGAUCCAUGACGUGGAAAGGGCAGAACAAGAGGAGGUGGAGAGUGAGGAUAAUGAGGGAGAAGAGGAAGGAGAGAGUGAUGGAGGGAUUGUCGGCACUCCUCCUGACAGUCCCAGUAACACUCUGGACAGCGCUAAACCACUCUCACCGGGAGACUUCGACCCCUGUAUUGACGUCUAUGCCAUCAAAAGCCAUGACAAUUCUCCCAGAAAGGAGGUCUAUUUUAUGGCUGUUAUUGACAUCCUCCAGCAUUAUGAUGCCAAGAAAAAGGCUGCUCAUGCAGCCAAGACGGUAAAGCAUGGGGCUGGGGCAGAGAUUUCCACCGUGAACCCAGAGCAGUACUCGAAGAGAUUCUAUGAUUUCAUCACUACCAUUCUGCCCUAGUCUGAGGCAACUGAGCUGAGUCCACAGGGAUGAAGAGGGACGCCAGCAGAGGGGUGUUGAACACUCACUCGCCUGCUCUGCCACAGGGGGGCACCCCUACAGCAGCUACAACCACCAUUCGUUUACAUUUGGAUUUUCAUUUAUUUGUCUUUUUGUUUUGUGGGACCAUGUGAGUGAUGGAAAAGGACAGCAGUUGUAACUUUUUUUGGGGGGGAUAGGGCUUUUUACUGCUUUCUUGUGCAUGCCCCUUAAUCUUGUUUGUUCCAUUUGAUAUUUUUCUUGCCUUUUAAAGCGGAAGAGGACGGAGAGAGGAAAGAGAGCUCAUGUGAUGGUCUGUGGCUCAGUUAGUAGAAUUAGGUCUUUGAAAAAGGAGGCCAAAACACAACUUCUCAAUUGGAACUGUAUGCGUUCUCUCACUGAAUCAUUCAUCAAAUCCCUAGCCGGACUCACUUCACUCAACCCUUGGCUGCCCGCUCUGCUUUACUCCAGCUUCGCAGAGAGGCACCUGAAGCACUUGACACCACGGCACCUGCUAACUCUCCUUACUCGCACAGUCCUCUUCAUUAUCUGGACAGACUAACCAGAAACACUCUUUGAGCCAUUUACAAAAGGAGGACCCAUCGCCCCCUAACUUGCCUUGUGUGGACAGACAGCUGAAUCUGACUGUUUUGCAUGUUCCUUCAGUGUUCUGAGGCGUUUGAAACGGUGGCGAAGGUUUCCGGUAGGUUUUUUUUUUGGUUUGGGUUUUUUUUGGAGUUUGUUUUGCAGCAACUUGACAGGAGGGAGAAUGAAGACACUGAGGCAGCAGGAUCAGUGGUUUCUCUUCAGUCAUCAGUGAUUUCUGUUACAUUAAUGAUUCAAUUACCAUCAGCACCUUAAACUGUUGCACUUUUUAUUAGGAUCACUCGGUCUGUUACAAGCUGCAACGAUAGCACUAUGAGGCACUGUUCAACGCAGCCUUGCCGUUUCACGUGUUCUCACGCAUACGCUUGUUCUCAACAGACAAAACAUAGUUUACCUCUUGCAUUGUACCAGGACACACCGAUUUGUGUUGCGUUUCAGUAUUCCAUGGAGGUUUGGGGAAGGGGUUCUUUAUUGUUUUUUUUUUUUUUUUCUUAUUCAUUUUUUUAAAACAUUAGUUUUGUUUGAAAUUGUGUAUGUCUUGUGAGUUUUGUUCGAAAUUUUGAACGUUCAAAUUGGCAGCAAAAUAGAUUAAAUGUUGUACAUUUUGCACAUGAUGAAUGGAACCAAAAUGUUGAUGGAAUCCUGUUGGUUCAGCAGUGGUAUUUACAAGGGAAGCAUAAUGCCUGUAACAGAGGAGAAUACUUUUGUAAAUGGCAUUGAAUUAGAAGCAGGUAAUAUGACUUAGAGAUUAACAUUUGUUUCUUAACUUUUCUAAUUCAAAGAUGAAAGCCUCCUCAUCCUAUGUUGGUUUAUACUUUUUGAUCACUUGCACGUUUUUACAUUGAAUUUUAAUCCACCAGAAUUUUAAAGCACCACUCCGUGAUUCAGUAAAAGUGUUCUGAUAAAUGAAGAAUGUUGCUCUUUUAAAUCAUACAACACAAGUACUGUGUAAAAAAGAAAGGAAAAAGACAAAAAGAUGCAUGUUGCAUUAUUUUUAGUGUUCAGUCUGGUUUAGUCCAGAGAUGGUGUAUAUUCCAUGCUUGGUCAUAUUUUUU
Molecule: messenger RNA, 3293 nt
Organism: Sinocyclocheilus rhinocerous
Lineage: Eukaryota; Metazoa; Chordata; Actinopteri; Cypriniformes; Cyprinidae
Product: phosphatidylinositol 5-phosphate 4-kinase type-2 alpha-like
Exons: 10
Coding region: 400-1614 (404 amino acids)
Biological process (GO): phosphatidylinositol phosphate biosynthetic process
Cellular component (GO): plasma membrane
Molecular function (GO): 1-phosphatidylinositol-5-phosphate 4-kinase activity; 1-phosphatidylinositol-4-phosphate 5-kinase activity
Source: RefSeq, a predicted model, not a curated record